Messenger RNA from Megalobrama amblycephala (Wuchang bream), 2375 nucleotides. Its product is annotated as tripartite motif-containing protein 16-like. The record is from RefSeq and is a predicted model, not a curated record. The coding region runs from base 62 to 1708 and encodes 548 amino acids. Lineage: Eukaryota; Metazoa; Chordata; Actinopteri; Cypriniformes; Xenocyprididae. Gene Ontology annotation, molecular function: zinc ion binding; protein binding. The transcript has 6 exons.
UUCAGAGAAACUGAAACUGAAGUGUAGUUGAGCUGUUGUGUCUCUGUAUUCAUGCAGUAAAAUGGCAGAAGCCAGAAUUUCUCAGGAUGAGUUCAUGUGUCCAGUGUGUCUGGAUCUCCUGAAGGAUCCAGUGACCAUUCCCUGUGGACACAGUUACUGUAAGAGCUGUAUUACAGGCUGCUGGGAUCAGGAGGAUCAGAUGAGAGUCUACAGCUGCCCUCAGUGCAGAGAGUCCUUCAGACCAAGACCUGCUUUAGCUAAAAACACCAUUCUGGCUGAAAUGGUGGAGAAACUGAAGAAGAUUAAACUUCCUGCUGACUGUUACGCUGGAGCUGGAGAUGUGCAGUGUGACGUCUGUACUGGAAGAAAACACAAAGCCGUCAAGUCCUGUCUGGAGUGUCUGAACUCUUACUGUCAGAAUCACCUUGAACAACAUGAGAGUUUGUUUAAAAAAAAGAGACACAAUCUGACUGACGCCACUGGACGACUGCAGGAGAUGAUCUGCCCGAAACACGACAAGAUCCUUGAGGUUUUCUGCCGCACUGAUCAGAAGUGUAUAUGUGUGCUGUGUACGAUGGAUGAACAUAAAAACCACGACACUGUAUCAGCUGCAGCACAGAGGACAGAGAAACAGCACCAGCUGAAGGAGACGCAGAGGUCAUUCCAGCAGAGGAUCCAGCAGAGAGAGAAAGAUCUUCAGCAGCUGAGAGAGGCUGUGGAGUCUCAUAAGCGCUCUGCACAGACAGCAGUGGAGGACAGUGAGAGGAUCUUCACUGAGCUCAUCCGCUCCAUCGAGAGAAGCCGCUCUGAGGCCACACGGCGGAUCAGAGAUCAGGAAAAGGCUGCAGCGAGUCGAGCUGAAGGACGACUGGAGCGACUGGAGCAGGAGAUCAAUGAUCUGAGGAGGAGAGACGCUGAGCUGGAUCAGCUUUCACACACACAGGAUCACAUCCAUUUCUUGCAGAGUUUCCAGUCUCUCUCAGCUCCUCCUGAAUCUACAGAGGUAAAAGACGAUCCCUUCAGUUCUCUCUCCUCUUUCGAUGCUGUGAGAGAAUCUGUCCGUCAGCUAAAAUACAAACUGGAGGAUUUCUGCAAAGAGGAGCUGAAGAAGAUCUCUCACAGAGUCACUUUCACCAACAUUGUUCCUAGGACCAGGAAUGACUUCCUACAAUAUUCCCAUCAGUUCACUCUGGAUCCAAACACAGCAUCCAAACACCUCCUUCUGUCUGAGAGGAACAGAGUGAUAACUUACACUAACACAGCGCAGCCACAUCCUGAUCAUCCAGACAGAUUUGAUGAAUAUCUUGAGGUGUUGUGUAGAGAGAGUGUGUGUGGACGGAGUUAUUGGGAGAUUGAAUGGAGUGGAGAUGGUGUGGUUGGUGUGUAUAUAUCAGUGUCAUAUAAGAGCAUCAACAGGAAGGGACUGGGUAACGAGUGUCGGUUUGGAUAUAAUGAUCAGUCCUGGAGUCUGAUUUGCUUUCCCACCAGUUGCUCAUUCAUACACAAUAACAUAGAGUCUAAACUCCCUGUAGUGUCCAGCUGUAGAGUAGGAGUGUAUGUGGAUCACAGUGCAGGAAUUCUGUCCUUCUACAGAGUCUCUGGAGACACAAUGAGCCUCAUCCACACAGUCCAGACCACAUUCACUCAACCGCUCUAUCCUGGGUUUAGUCCUGCUUAUAAUGGAUCAUCAGUGAAACUGUGUUGGUGAAUCAGAACAGACUGUAGAGAGAUUCUAUCCAUGCUUUGAGCUCAUGAUAAAUCAGUAACAGUGAGAUGUUAUAGUAUUUAUAGUCUAGUAUUUUCUAUUAAUUACAUUAAUAAUACAGUCGAACUUCUGUCAUUAAAAUAACAUGCCUGAAUAAAUGUGUAAUAGUGAUGCGCAGAUCCAAUCCACGGGUCGGGUGCGCCAAGGAAUAAAAAAUAGUCCAAUUAAUUGCAGGUGGGUUGCAGGUGGAUAAGAUAAAUCAUUAAUGAUGGAAAUAUUAAAUACAAACUCAAAUGUGAACGUGUUUAAAAUUUUUCAUCAGGCACUAAUUUGCAGACUCUCAUUAAGCUACACAGUUAUGGUCCACUUGUUUAAGCAGCAAUGGAGGCAAAACAUCCAGGAGUAAUUUAAAAAAGGAAACUUAAAAACAAAACAAAUAAUUGUGUUUUAUUUAAUCAUCUUCUUGUGAGAUCUUCUUUGAGAUGCUAGUUUUUAAAGGCUCUAUAGAAAAUAAAGUUUAUUAUUAUUAUAAAAAAGGAAAGAAAGAAAAAUACAGUGUGGGAAAGUUUUUGUGAAGUAGUUAACAAGGACCAAUCAAGUACCUGGGUAUGUGAUAUGUAACGGUCGUGAAGAGCUGUAUGUAACAAUAAACUAAUAAAGCCUAUAUCCA